Molecule: messenger RNA, 517 nt
Organism: Pararge aegeria (speckled wood butterfly)
Lineage: Eukaryota; Metazoa; Arthropoda; Insecta; Lepidoptera; Nymphalidae
Gene: CSP7
Product: ejaculatory bulb-specific protein 3-like
Exons: 3
Coding region: 35-400 (121 amino acids)
Source: RefSeq, a predicted model, not a curated record
UUCUCGUUACAACAAGCGCGGAUCCUAUACUAAAAUGAAACUCGUACUUAUACUGUUGGCGCUUGUCGGCUUUGCGAUGACUGAGGAUUUCUAUACUACCGGCGAUGACAACAUUGAUGUGGAUGCUUUUUUUGCCGACCAGCCUAGAGCAAAGCAGUUCUUAGACUGCUAUAUGGAUAGAGCACCUUGUCCCGAACUGGCAGAUAGCUACAAAAAAAUAUUUCCUGAGGCUAUUGCACAAGCUUGCAAAAGAUGCAACUCAGCUCAAAAACAUAUUUUCUGGAAGUUCCUGCAGGGAUUAAAGGCCAAGUAUGCUGAAGAAUACCAAACCUUCAGACAAAAGUAUGACCCUGAAAGCAAAUACUUCGAGAAUUUGGAAAAGGAGAUAUCUAAAUAUUAAUUUAUUCAUAACAAAUUGUUAUGACCUAUAAACUUGUAAAAGAACGAUCGCAACUUUUUAUCAUUCGAUAUUAUGCCUGCUAACGGAAGUCAUUUUGGGUGUACUAGUUUUUCUAAU